UUGACCAAUAUUAUUUCUCUAAAUCUCUUUAAAAUAGUCCAAAACUACAAUCUUCAAUAGCCUAACUCAUUUCAUUUGAACAAUUUUCACAAUGAGAGACCUUAUCAACUCUUCUCUUCGACAUCGAAAACUUACUAUUACAUUUUUGCUUCUUUUCGCAUCGAAUGUUGUUACUUCAAUUGAUCUCCAACCAAUUCCUAAGCAACAAAUUCGCGACAAGAUUGUCAAGCUUCCCGGGCAACCAUCAAAUGCAACGUUUGAUCAGUAUUCGGGAUAUGUCACAGUGGACCGAAAAGAAGGUCGAGCUUUGUUCUAUUGGUUAAUCGAGGCGAGCAGAAAACCCGAGUCGAAGCCACUUGUUUUGUGGCUCAAUGGCGGACCGGGUUGUUCUUCAAUUGCUUAUGGCGCCUCGGAGGAGAUUGGCCCUUUUCGAGCCACGCCAGAUGGAAACUUGACCUUGAGUCCCUAUUCUUGGAACAAAGAUGCAAAUUUGUUAUUUCUUGAUUCACCUGCUGGCGUUGGAUUUUCGUAUUCAAAUUCUUCAGCUGAUGAAAGAAUUGGUGACGACAGAACAGCCAAGGAUGCAUACAAAUUUCUUACAAGAUGGUUUGAAAGGUUCCCUCAAUUUAAGUAUAGAUCAUUCUAUAUUGCUGGUGAAAGUUAUGCAGGGCAUUACAUUCCUCAACUAUCCAAAGUCAUUGUGGAUCACAACAAAGGCAUAAAAAAUCCUACAAUCAACUUCAAAGGUUUCUUGUUAGGGAAUCCUUUAAUAGAUGAUUAUCACGACAACAUUGGAACGUUCGAGUUUUGGUGGAAUCACGGUCUCAUCUCAGAUCUCACCUACAAAAGAUUAAAUCAAUCCUGUCCGUUGGAUUCCUUUCUGUUCCCUCACGACCAUUGCUAUUCCGCUCUUUCUGAAGCUUACUCUCAGUUUGGAGAUAUUAAUCCGUACGAUAUAUAUGGCCCUGUUUGCCCAGACUUAGGAACUCUUCCAUUGCCAUGGACAUUUAGAGGGAAUGACCAAUGUGUCGUCAAGUACACAAAAAUUUAUAUGAACAGGCGAGAUGUCCAAAAUGCCCUUCAUGCCAACACUACAGGGAUUCCUCACCCUUGGCAAACUUGCAGUGAUACGGUAAGAGGGAGCUGGGCAGAUUCACCAAAAUCUAUGCUACCAAUAUUCCAACAGCUUAUAAAAGCAGGCAUCAGAAUAUGGGUGUUUAGUGGUGACACUGAUGCUGUAUUGCCACUGAGUGCAACUCGUUACUCACUCAAUGCCCUAAACCUUAAAGUCAACACUUCUUGGCAUGCUUGGUAUAUCAACCAAAAGGUUGGAGGGUGGAGCCAAGUAUAUGAAGGAUUAAGUUAUGUAACAGUAAGAGGAGCAGGUCAUGAAGUUCCACUCACAAGGCCUAAACUUGCAUCGACUCUUUUUAAACAUUUCUUGGCCAACAAAAUUAUGCCAAAUCAUCCUUAUUAAUAACCCUUCUCAUUAAGUUUCAAUUUAUUAUUAUUCUUAUUAUUAUUAUUAUUAUUAUUAUUAUUAUUAUUAUGACGUGUAAACUAUAGCUGCUACCUGAAAGUGCGCACUAAGUAAAUCCUCGUCACAAGUCAAACCCCUACACCACCAGACCAUCCUUUAUGGGACCAAUUUAUUAUUAUUAUUAUUAUUAUUAUUAUUAUUAUUAUUAUUAUUAUUAUUUAUUGUCGAAGAUUGCCACGUGGUAUAUCCAUGUUAGAGGCUAUAUUAGCAU
This is a messenger RNA of Andrographis paniculata, 1751 nucleotides long. Its product is annotated as serine carboxypeptidase-like 28. The record is from RefSeq and is a predicted model, not a curated record. The coding region runs from base 92 to 1477 and encodes 461 amino acids. Gene Ontology annotation, biological process: proteolysis. Lineage: Eukaryota; Viridiplantae; Streptophyta; Magnoliopsida; Lamiales; Acanthaceae. Gene Ontology annotation, cellular component: vacuole. Gene Ontology annotation, molecular function: serine-type carboxypeptidase activity. The transcript has 9 exons.